CAUCCCCUCCACACGCCCCUACCCUUCUCUCUUCUCACCCCACCUCAUCUCUCUCCCUCUCUCUUCCCCACCUCCAUGGCCGCCUCUUCUUCUCUGCUCUCCCCUCCGUCGAUCGCCGCCCCCCCAAUCCGAAACCCUAAUAGAAACAGAGCGAAUUCCUCGCUUCUCGAUCGAGGGCUAGGGCUAGGGCUAGGGCUAGGUUUCCUACCCUAUCGAACCUUAGCCCGCCCCACGAAACCCUCCCUCCGUAUUCGUGCCGUCCAGACCGACCGCCGGCCUAGCCGCCCUCCCGGCGGUGGCGGCGACUCCGGCGAUGACCCUAUCCAGCGAUUCCUGAAGCGGGACUACAAGUGGGGCUUCGUCUCGGACAUCGAGUCCUUCUCAAUCCCCAAGGGUCUCUCGGAGGACACCGUCCGCUCUAUCUCGGCCCUCAAGGGCGAGCCCGAGUGGAUGCUCCGCUUCCGCCUUGACGCUCUCCGCCGCUUUCUCUCCCUCCGCGAGCCCCGGUGGUCGGACAACCGCUACGCCCCCAUCGACUUCCAGUCCAUCUGCUACUACUCCGAACCCAAGCGCAAACCCAAGCUCCACUCCCUCGAGGAGGCCGACCCCGAGCUCCUCGCCACCUUCGACCGUCUCGGCAUCCCACUCAACGAGCAGAAGCGCCUCGCCAACGUCGCCGUCGACGCCGUCUUCGACUCGACCUCCAUCGCCACCACCCACCGCGAGGCCCUUGCCGAGAAAGGCGUCAUCUUUUGCUCCAUCUCCGAGGCCAUCCGCGAGUACCCCGACCUCGUCCGUCGCUACCUUGGGAGGGUCGUGCCUCCGGGGGACAACUAUUACGCCGCCCUCAAUUCGGCCGUCUUCAGCGACGGCUCCUUCUGCUACAUCCCCAAGGACACCAUCUCGCCCAUGGAGAUCUCGACCUACUUCCGGAUCAAUGACCGGGAGACGGGCCAGUUCGAGAGGACACUUAUAAUUGCCGAAGAGCGGAGCUAUGUGAGCUACUUGGAGGGCUGCACGGCGCCGUCCUACGACAAGAACCAGCUCCACGCCGCGGUGGUGGAGCUGUACUGCGCUGAGGGGGCCGAGAUCAAGUACUCCACGGUGCAGAAUUGGUAUGCAGGGGACGAGGAAGGGAAUGGUGGAAUCUUCAAUUUCGUGACAAAGAGGGGCCUUUGUGAUGGUGAUCGGUCCAAGAUUUCGUGGACCCAGGUGGAAACUGGGUCUGCGAUAACGUGGAAGUACCCGAGUGUGGUUCUGAAGGGGAAUGAUACGGUGGGUGAGUUCUACUCGGUGGCCCUGACAAAGGAUUAUCAGCAGGCUGACACUGGAACAAAGAUGAUUCAUGUAGGGAAGAAUUCGAGGAGUAGGAUCAUUUCCAAGGGUAUCUCAGCAGGGAAGUCGAGGAAUUGCUACCGUGGCCUUGUUCAGGUCCAGCCCCAGGCCGAAAAUGCCCGGAAUUUCUCACAGUGUGAUUCUAUGCUUAUCGGCGACACAGCCGGCGCCAACACAUAUCCAUACAUACAGGUAAAGAACCCUUCAGCCCGUGUAGAGCAUGAGGCAAGCACUUCCAAGAUUGGCGAGGAUCAGCUAUUCUAUUUUCAGCAGAGGGGAAUUGAUCAUGAAAAGGCUGUUGCAGCCAUGAUUGGUGGAUUCUGCAGGGAUGUUUUUGACAAGCUUCCUCUAGAGUUUGCCUCAGAAGUGAAUGCGCUAAUGAAUCUAAAGCUGGAGGGGUCUGUGGGAUAACUGUGGAUUCUUGCUGUGGGUGGGCCAGAGAACUUUUGUUUAGAACGCGACUAAAGGUCAACUGUUGUAUAGUACGAAAGGGAACGAUUAUUAGUUAAUGGGCAUGCAAUUUUCCAAAUCUUGUACUAAUAUCACAAGUAAUGUUACAGGUCUUCAUUUUCUUUAUCUCUUCUUGUUUUGUCAGUGAGGAAUCAGCUGCUUAGUAUGUGAAUGGUUAUGAAAUUGUGAUAGCUUAUUUAUGAUGAGUUAUAUGUACUAUUAUAAAAAAAUUUAGCAC
Messenger RNA from Elaeis guineensis (African oil palm), 2023 nucleotides. Its product is annotated as iron-sulfur cluster assembly SufBD family protein ycf24. Gene Ontology annotation, biological process: iron-sulfur cluster assembly. Lineage: Eukaryota; Viridiplantae; Streptophyta; Magnoliopsida; Arecales; Arecaceae. The record is from RefSeq and is a predicted model, not a curated record.